CAGACAAUUGGCAAGUAACAUAGCAAUGGAACAUGUCCUGUUUUGACCAACAAUUGACAAGAAGCUCCCACCAAACAAAACCACGUGCCCGAAACGUCGGUCCGUGAAGCAAAGACGUGGUUCGAAAUCAAAUGCGUCUCCUUUUCAACAGUCUCGCGAAAAUAUCUCGAUUCAAUUAAACAAAAAUGAUUUAAAAAAUUCCUCUUUGUUUCUCCCAAUUAUAAAUCCGGCUCCCACAACUCACCGCUUCACACAAGAACACGCACUAACACACGCGAGAAAACACACACGCGAGAAAACACACACUUGGCCUCACAGAGAGAACCGAGAGAUGGGGGUGGUGAUAAUCGACGGCUCAACAGUCCGAGACUUCGUCACCAACGAAGCCGAGUUCAACAAGAGCGCCGACGAGAAAUUCGCGGCCUUAGACUUGAACAACGACGGCGUUUUAUCCCGCUCAGAGUUGCGGAAAGCCUUCGAGUCAUUUCGGCUCCUGGAAACCCACUUCGGAGUCGACGUGGCCACGCCGCCGGAGGAGCUGACUAAGCUGUACGAAUCGAUUUUUGAGAAGUUCGAUUGCGAUAACAGCGGGACGAUCGAUCGGGAAGAGUUUAGGAACGAAAUGAUGAAAAUUAUGUUGGCCAUAGCUGAUGGGCUCGGCACCUGCCCUAUUCAGAUGGCUCUUGAAGAUGACGAUGAUAGCUUCCUCAAACAAGCUGCUGAUCUCGAGGCGUCCAAGGUUAAUUCUGGUUGAUGUAAUACGGGUACUUCGUCGAACAGAAGAAAUAAGAAGGCUAGGCCCGUUGGGAUUUUCUUGGCCUUGCUGCUUGUAUAUUUUGUCUCAAAUUAAGUGUAAAUUCUGUACGAUGCAAUAAGGCAGCAAUAGAACCUUGUAACAUGGAUUUAUGCGCUAUACUUUGAGCAUAAGAUUGAACAAUGUGUGUAGAAUUUGAGAACCCGAUAUAUGAUUUAUAAACAUUUUGAGAGUUCAUUGUUCAGUUCU
Molecule: messenger RNA, 1003 nt
Organism: Coffea arabica (coffee)
Lineage: Eukaryota; Viridiplantae; Streptophyta; Magnoliopsida; Gentianales; Rubiaceae
Molecular function (GO): calcium ion binding
Source: RefSeq, a predicted model, not a curated record